GAGCAUCUUCAACAACAACAACAUCAAAAGAAUUAUCAUAUAAAUCAGUCAUUGGUGACGAUUGACAACAACAACAACAGUGAAUAUAAUAAUAAUAAUUCAUUGAUCCAAAUGGAUCCAUUUAAACGUGCUGUUCAUCAUCGUUAUAUUGGUCUGGAAAAAGAAAAUAAUAUUGAAUGGAAAGGACCAUUUCGUUUUAUACAAGCUGCCGAUACACAAUAUGGUAUGAUACAUCAAUUUCAAACAAUAACCUAUAAUCAAGCAUCAUAUGAUGAAUCAAGACCACGUAUUGAUGAAUAUAAACGUUCAGCAAUUGGUAAAUGGAAUGAAGAGAUACGUUUAUCAAUAAUGGCAAUUAAACAAUGGAAUCAAAUGAAACCUAAACCAAAAUUUAUAAUUAUUUGUGGUGAUCUUGUUAAUGAUUUUCCAAAUGAACCAUUAAGACGUAAACAAUUAGAUGAUUUUAAACAAACAUUUAAUGAAAAUCUUGAUCAUUCAAUACCAUUAAUAUUAUUACCGGGUAAUCAUGAUUUACUUGAUCAACCAACAGUUGAUAGUAUUGAAAAAUAUCGACAAGAAUUUGGUGAUGAUUAUUUUGCAUUCUGGGUCGAUGGUGUUAUGUUUAUUGUUAUUAAUGCACAAUAUUAUAAAGAUAAUUCGAUGACCAAAGAAAUGGCCGCACAUCAUGAACGUUGGAUUGAUUCCAAAUUAGUCGAAGCAAAUGAAAAUAAUUAUAAACAUAUUAUCAUUUUUCAACAUAUACCAUGGUUUAUACAUGAUCCAGAUGAACCGGAUGAUGAAAUUUUUAAUAUUGCAAUCGAUGAACGUAAACGAAUGUUAAAAAAAUUCAAUGAUAAUGGUGUACGUGCCAUAUUUUGUGGCCAUUAUCAUCGUAAUGCUGGUGGACAUUUUGAACAAAUGGAAUUAAUUGUUACAUCAGCUAUGGGUGCACAGAUUCCUCCUGUUGAUCGUCGAGAAAUUGCUCGAAAAUCUGGUUAUCGUAUUGUUGAUGUUGAUGAACAUCAUCUUCGACAUGAAUACGUUGAAAUUGAUCCUACGAUAUAAAAUUAUUGAUUUUUCUUUACAAUCUCUACGAUGACAUAUAUUGAGGAAAAUAAUAAUCUUAAUAAUGAUAAAAUGACGACGGCGACG
Dermatophagoides pteronyssinus (European house dust mite) is the source of this 1152-nucleotide messenger RNA. RefSeq names its product serine/threonine-protein phosphatase CPPED1-like. NCBI's taxonomy places the organism in Eukaryota, Metazoa, Arthropoda, Arachnida, Sarcoptiformes, Pyroglyphidae. Gene Ontology annotation, molecular function: hydrolase activity. The record is from RefSeq and is a predicted model, not a curated record.